AGGCGUCAUCCCUGAAGUGGGUCCCUUCAUUCCAGAGCCUCUGGAGUCUGCUCACAUCCACCAUGAACACCUCUCACCUCCUGGCCUCGUUGCUUUCAGGAUCCCCGCAGGGUGAAAACAGGAGCAAGCCAAGGGGCAUCGUCUACAGCCUCUCUGACCACUGCCAAGAUUCCGUGGAUCUGCUGGUCUUCAUCGUCACUUCCUACAGCAUCGAGACCAUCGUGGGGGUCCUGGGCAAUCUCUGCCUGAUCUGCGUGACCAUGAGGCAGAAGGAGAAGACCAACGUGACCAACCUGCUCAUCGCCAACUUGGCCUUCUCCGACUUCCUCAUGUGCCUCAUCUGCCAGCCGCUCACUGCCGUCUACACCAUCAUGGACUACUGGGUCUUUGGUGAGAUCCUUUGCAAGAUGUCGGCCUUCAUCCAGUGCAUGUCGGUGACGGUCUCCAUUCUCUCUCUCGUCCUUGUGGCCCUGGAGAGGCAUCAGCUCAUCAUCAACCCGACAGGCUGGAAGCCCAGCAUCCCACAAGCCUACCUGGGGAUUGUGCUCACCUGGUUCAUCGCCUGCGCCCUCUCCCUGCCCUUCCUGGCCAACAGCGUCCUGGAGAACGUCUUCCACAAGAACCAUUCCAAGGCUCUGGAGUUUCUGGCGGAUAAAGUGGUCUGUACCGAGUCCUGGCCCCUGGACCACCACCGUGUUGUCUACACCACCUUCCUGCUACUUUUCCAGUACUGCAUCCCGCUGGCCUUCAUCCUGGUCUGCUAUGUGCGCAUCUACCAGCGCCUGCAGAAGCAGGGGCGUGUGUUCCGUAAGGGCGCCUACGGCUGGCGUGCGGGGCAGAUGAAGCGGGUCAACGGGGUGCUUGUGGCGAUGGUGGCUGCCUUCGCAGUGCUCUGGCUGCCCUUGCACAUGUUCAACAGCUUGGAGGACUGGCACCCUGAGGCCAUCCCUGAAUGCCAUGGCAACCUUAUCUUCUUGGUGUGUCACCUGCUCGCCAUGGCUUCCACCUGUGUCAACCCUUUCAUCUAUGGCUUUCUCAACACCAAUUUCAAGAAGGAGGUCAAGGCCCUGGUGCUGACUUGCCAGCAGAGCCCCGCCAUGGAAGAGUCCGAGCAUGUGCCCCUGUCCACAGUGCACACGGAAGUCUCCAAAGGGUCUCUGAGGCUAAGUGGCAGGUCCAACCCCAUUUAGCCAGGUCUAGGGCUUCUCCCUGCCAUGUUCCUUGCCAGCUUCUUUCACUUAAAUAAGUGGGCACGUUGCAAGCUGGGAGUGGCACCCCUCUGUCAUUGCGGCUUUCUGGGGCCCAGAUUGGCUGGUGAGAGCCUGUUUUGCAUCCGUUUGCGUCGAGAGGCCUAACAUUCAGCUAUGUGUUCCUGGGAGGAUUCUGAGUUUAGAUUCUGCAGGUCACAGUGAGCCUUGCAGCUUGAGCUGCAAGAUGCCAGAGCCGGAGAUAUCUGCUGGUAACAGGCAGGGUUCAUUCUGGUAACUCAGCAACAGAUGCCUGGUCUGGGAACCCAGGGAUGUCACCUACACCAGUCAGACCGUGAGGCUGCUGUGCACUGAGGGAAGGAACACUUGGAGUCAGAGC
Messenger RNA from Propithecus coquereli (Coquerel's sifaka), 1587 nucleotides. RefSeq names its product neuropeptide Y receptor type 4. NCBI's taxonomy places the organism in Eukaryota, Metazoa, Chordata, Mammalia, Primates, Indriidae. Gene Ontology annotation, cellular component: neuron projection; plasma membrane. The record is from RefSeq and is a predicted model, not a curated record. Gene Ontology annotation, biological process: G protein-coupled receptor signaling pathway. The transcript has a single exon. Gene Ontology annotation, molecular function: pancreatic polypeptide receptor activity; neuropeptide binding. Bases 63 to 1190 code for a protein of 375 amino acids.